UAUUCUGCUUAAAAGUCUGAGCGGUAAACUUUGGAUAUACUGACCACUUCCAUGUCCCUUUACAGUGGUAUAGGGACCAUAAACUACAAUCAAAUAACCCAAAAAUGUCCAAGAAAAGAAAAGUUGAUGCAGAGGGAAGGCAAUUUCAGGAGAGAUGGGAAAGUGAAUACAUGUUUGUGAUUAAUGGAGACAAGCCAGUAUGUCUUAUUUGCUAUGAGGCAGUGGCAGUGAUGAAGGAAUACAAUUUACGCCGGCACUUUGAGACCAAACAUGGAGCCAAAUUUGCUAACCUUAGCCACCAGGAAAAGCAACAAAAGGUCCAAGAAUUAAAAGGUAGCCUGUAUUCGCAACGGAAUAUUUUUGCAAAAAUGACAGCAAAAAAUGAUGCAGCAGUGAAAGCCAGCUAUCUUGUGGCUGAAGAAAUUGCGCGAGCUUCAAAGUGCUUUUCAGAAGGUGCAUUUGUAAAGCAGUGUAUGCUGAAGGUAUGUGAACAGUCCUACAGAUACAACCGGCCCUUUGAGGGUGACCAAACUGCUGAUGCGGCCCCCGAUGAAUUUGAGUUUGACACCCCUGUCCUAGAUGGUUUGCAUGUGACCAUUGGGACUGGAUCUUUAGAUGCAAAAGCUUCUCUGCAGCUGUUUGAAAAUGAUCUCAAUCUACCGACUCUGCAGCAGCAUAUUCCUGCAAGCUCUGUUCUCUCCUCCAAUGUCAUAUUCCCUUGA
Messenger RNA from Podarcis raffonei (Aeolian wall lizard), 722 nucleotides. RefSeq names its product EPM2A-interacting protein 1-like. The transcript has 3 exons. Lineage: Eukaryota; Metazoa; Chordata; Lepidosauria; Squamata; Lacertidae. Bases 105 to 722 code for a protein of 205 amino acids. The record is from RefSeq and is a predicted model, not a curated record.